Messenger RNA from Lathyrus oleraceus (garden pea), 1133 nucleotides. RefSeq names its product transcription factor bHLH80. Gene Ontology annotation, biological process: regulation of transcription by RNA polymerase II. Lineage: Eukaryota; Viridiplantae; Streptophyta; Magnoliopsida; Fabales; Fabaceae. Bases 249 to 824 code for a protein of 191 amino acids. Gene Ontology annotation, cellular component: nucleus. Gene Ontology annotation, molecular function: RNA polymerase II cis-regulatory region sequence-specific DNA binding; protein dimerization activity; DNA-binding transcription factor activity, RNA polymerase II-specific. The transcript is spliced from 5 exons. The record is from RefSeq and is a predicted model, not a curated record.
AGACGUGUGUCUCUUUCAUUCCAGAAAACACAAGUGCGUGACAUGUGCGGCUAAGAUUCGAAAUAGAAGUAAUAAUAAAAAAAUGGAAAUUGUGGAAGAAGAAAACGGCGGUGCUAAAAGUGCGUGUUAUCUUAUCCGAAACGCAACGACACCGAAAACAAAUACAAAAACCUUUUGUUCCAACGGAGGAAACAUAAACCAAAACACUAAACAAUCUAAUUAUCAUUAUUUAUUAUUAUUACUCAGCGAUGCAACCUACUUCUGGCGACGGUGGCGGUGGUUUGAAACGUUUCCGGUCAACUCCGGCGAGCUGGAUAGAAUCGUUUAUUCUCAAAGAAGAAGAAGAGGAGGACGAAAACCAACAACAAGACAAUUUCAGUUUCACUCAACUGCUUUCCAAUAACGCUGCUGCCGGUCCUUCAACUCCCGAUUCUCAUCCAUAUUUACCUGAUUAUUACCAGUACUCUUCACCGCAUACUCUUUCUGCCGCAGAUGCCUCUAAUAAUCCCUUCACACAGGGGGUUGAGGAGAGUGAUAAUGCAUUGGAUCUUAAAAUAGACAAAAUUUUAGAGGAUUCGGUUCCUUGCAAGAUUCGGGCAAAGCGUGGCUGUGCUACACAUCCAAGGAGUAUUGCUGAAAGGGUUCGGAGGACUCGAAUUAGUGACCGCAUAAGAAAACUUCAAGAACUUGUGCCAAACAUGGAUAAGCAAACAAACACUGCAGAGAUGUUAGAUGAGGCAGUAGCUUAUGUCAAGUUUCUACAAAAUCAAAUUGAGGAACUAUCAGAACACCAACAGAGGUGUACAUGCGUGAUUCGCGAGUAGAUUCGUGAUCUUGUGAUAUAGUACCUGGUUGUUUUCUCUUUUGAGUAAUCAGAUUUUUUUAUGUUCUAAUGAAGAUUAACCAUUUCUCAGAAGAUUAAGGUUGUGUCACAUUUCUGUGCAACAAGUACAUAUUGGGGGUGCUAUUAUCAGUUUCAUGAGGAAUCCACUUUAAAUGUAGUUCCUUCUAGUGUGUUAUAAUUGUAUAGAGUUGUAGUGUUUUAUAAUAACUUAUACACAAAUCUGCUAAACUUACUAGCUUAUUGAGCUUCUUUUUGCUGAGAUAUAAUUAAUCAUAUCUGAGAUUCUUCA